UCAGGGAGGCCGUGCUGGGAACGCUCGACAGGAUCCCCCCCACAACUAUUGUGAUUUUUUUUGGAAUUUUUCUUUGGAGUCGAACAUAUUCCCCCAUCUCGUUGCCAUAGGAUGCCAAAUUCGUCAGUGAUCAGCAGGGUGAACGCGGGAUUGGCCCGCUGUUUGAGCCACCACCGGCGCUUGUGUCGCGGCAUUGCCGAGCUGGAGCGCCUCAUCCACAACGAUGAGUUCCUGCAGGACCCGCGGACGCAGUGGCUGCUCCACCAGCGGCGCCAAACGGAGGAGGACCAGGCCAGUCCUUUGGGCCGAAUGGGCUGUGAAAUGGAUCGCUUGCUGGGCAGGUCCAAGAUCAAACUGUCUCCGCAAUCCGGUAAGAAUAAUCUCGUCGUGACCCGAACCUUCUGCCAAAUCCUUGAAGUUGAAAACACCACAGCCAGCAAGCGGACAGGACCAAUGCCGGCGCCAACGCCACUGCCAUCGCCGGAGAGAAGACACAGUUUCAUGUUUCGUCCUGUGGCGAAAGGAUCCUGCUGCAAAGGAAUGAGAGACUGAAGAGAUGCGCUACCAAGUCUGGCAGAGAUCUAUGAUAUAGGUAUAGAUCUGUGGCAGGCUUGAGAGAGUUAUCUGUAGGAUGUCUCUGUGGAACGACUGACUUUAUAUCCCACACAACUGGAGCAGCAGGAGCAGCAGGAGCAGCAGGAGCAGCAGGAGGAUGUGCAGUACCAGAAGGAGGAGCAGGAGGAGGAGGAGGAGGAGGAGCAUGAGGAGCAGGAGGAGGAGGAGGUGUUGCCCCGUCCGUCGUUCAGUAUCCGUGCUGCUCUCGUUAUUGUUAUGAAUAAGUUAAUAACAUGGCGGAAGGCUUCUUUUGUCGUGGCCCAAACAA
Drosophila teissieri is the source of this 883-nucleotide messenger RNA. RefSeq lists its product as uncharacterized. Lineage: Eukaryota; Metazoa; Arthropoda; Insecta; Diptera; Drosophilidae. The record is from RefSeq and is a predicted model, not a curated record. Bases 112 to 552 code for a protein of 146 amino acids. The transcript is spliced from 2 exons.